AUGCCCAUGAUCUCCCCUCUCUUCUUCCCACUCGGCCAGGCAGGGAAGCCGUUUAAUGAUCCGCCGCCGGCCGUGCUCGCGCGGGGGGAGGGAGGCCGCCGCCGGCCGUGCUCGCGCGGGGUAGGGAGGCCGCCGCCGGCCGUGCUCGCGCGGGAGGAGAGAGGCCGCCUCCAUCUGGCCGCCGCUGGCCGUGCUUGCGGGGGAGGAAGGAGGUUGUCUCCAUUUGGCCGCCGUCGGGCGCGUCCACGCGGAGGAGCUAUCACCAUCGCCUCUCGUUUCCCCACGCCGCACAAGGCCGCAGUGAAUUGCAGCGCCUCAAGAACAGCUGAGCAGCCGGUUUUCAAGAUUACUGUGCCAGCGUACCGUUCAUGAUAGGAGUGAGAGCACGAGUAGCAGCAUCAGAUUCCGCGUGCUCUGUGUAGGAGCAUUGUCGGAGUUCAAUUCGUAGCAAGAACAACACUUGUGCCGAGCUGUUUCGAGCCACGGCACCAGCAGUCAUCUGGCAUGUGCUCACAAGGAAGGAAACGUCCGUGUUGAGUUUAACAUGGCCAUUAGCUGGCCUUUUUCUUCAUUGCAGAGCGUAGUCCUUUCCUGAUCGAGUUCAAGUACUACAUUUGGCCCAUUUGCUGUUUUCCUUUGUCACCGGUGGCACCAGACGCUUUAUCUCUGGUAUGUGUCCAGUAGCUCAAUAAAAAUUCUAGAUGCACCGGUCGUUUCCUUCA
This is a messenger RNA of Hordeum vulgare subsp. vulgare (domesticated barley), 722 nucleotides long. RefSeq lists its product as uncharacterized. The transcript has 2 exons. The record is from RefSeq and is a predicted model, not a curated record. The coding region runs from base 1 to 372 and encodes 123 amino acids. Lineage: Eukaryota; Viridiplantae; Streptophyta; Magnoliopsida; Poales; Poaceae.